AUGGUCCGAGUCAACGCUCUCACCCGUGCCUCGACGCUCUCGCUUGUCCUUGUGCUGGUGGGAAUUGCGCUGCUUUCGUCGCAAGCCGUCAAUGCAGCCCCUACGGAGGGGCGAGGAUACAAGCGACUGCAACCAGUGCCAAGCAACCUGAAACAAUUCUUGAAAGCUACUCCUAGUGGCUCCUCGUCUCGUUCGUCCAGCUUGUGGAGUAAGGUGAAAAGUGCCUUCCGGUUCGGCUCCAAGUAUCACUGA
Molecule: messenger RNA, 252 nt
Organism: Mycosarcoma maydis (corn smut)
Lineage: Eukaryota; Fungi; Basidiomycota; Ustilaginomycetes; Ustilaginales
Exons: 2
Coding region: 1-252 (83 amino acids)
Source: RefSeq, a predicted model, not a curated record